Osmerus eperlanus (European smelt) is the source of this 5347-nucleotide messenger RNA. It is a transcript of the gene rapgef5a, whose product is annotated as Rap guanine nucleotide exchange factor (GEF) 5a. Gene Ontology annotation, molecular function: guanyl-nucleotide exchange factor activity. NCBI's taxonomy places the organism in Eukaryota, Metazoa, Chordata, Actinopteri, Osmeriformes, Osmeridae. Gene Ontology annotation, biological process: positive regulation of GTPase activity; Ras protein signal transduction. The record is from RefSeq and is a predicted model, not a curated record. Gene Ontology annotation, cellular component: plasma membrane.
GUGGACGUGAACAAUGAUGUUUCUCUGCACCUGUGACCAACCCCCUCCUUCCCCAUUCGCCACACCGACAUACACAUUAGAGAAGGAGGACGCUAGAACCAUUGGGUGGAGCAGUGUCGCGUGCUGCGGAUAUUCGGUAGGUCGUUAACGAGCGUGGUUUGUUGCGGAUGCAAGUCGGUGAGUGCGCGGACAUGGAAAUGAAGAAGUGGAGCUGGUGUGUGUGAAAGACAGCGGAGGGGCUCGACACAGGCGGUUGGACAUGGACGAUUCAGAGCCCGCAGAGGACGGUCUGCUCGCGAGCUGGCGGUGGAACCGGAGCGCACGGGACCAGGCUCAAUUGAAACACAAGAUUCGGGAUCUACCGGGACUUCUGAAGCACGGGCUGCACCUGCGAAAGAAGAGCCAGUCACCUGAUACCAUCCCUGGACCCAGCUCUGUACCAACUGUACACAAGUCCUGUUCACAGAGUUUCCCUUGUGCUGGCCGAGCGGUGCGGAAUGCUUUCCUGUCUCAUGGACCGUACCCUGCUAAAGACAAGAUUCACCUGGCGAGGAUCAUUAGACGGAGCUAUGUGGGGGUUGAACUGGUGCAGUGGUUGUGUGAGCAGUGUGUGUACGUGCGCUGCCGGACAAUGGGCGUGCGCGUCUGGCAAGUACUCCUGGAGCUGGGGAUCCUGCUGUCGGUGGACCAGAGAGUGGUGUUCGCAGACUCCAACUCCUACUACCAGUUCAGCUUCGAGGAGUGUGAAUCUGCUUCCUGUGAGUUCCGCAGCGAGGGGGAGUGGCAGGAGGCAGUUAGGCUCCUCCUCCAGCUCGCCCCCUACGUCCAGUUCCGCUCCGGAGGCGGGGCCAACAACCAGGCAGAGGAGGACUCAGAGGGCAACAGAGACAUUUGCAGCGAAAUGCUCCAGAUGAAAGCCCUGGAACGCCUCACAUCCACGGUUCAGAGUGAGCUGGCUGCAGCGCUGGCCCGGAAGGCCCGCAAGAGCAUGGCGGAGCAGGACAUUGCCGAGCCUGCAGAGACCCCCAUCAGCAAGAACACGCCUCUGGUGAGGGGACCGCCACGUGUGGUGAUGACGUGGGACUGUGGGCUGAGGUACCUGUUCUGCCUGCCCCCCGGGGUGCAGCUGGGAGGGGUGUGCGCGCUGAGGGAAGCCGUGGGCCCGCUGUGCGGCCGCCAGGAGCUCACACGUCUGGAGGUGGUCCAGAGGCUGGCCAAGGACGGCUGCAGACUGCUCCAGAACCAGAACUACAAGCUGCCAGAGAGGACCCCUACUGGGGAGGCAGCAGGGAGGGUGUGUCUGAAGGAGAGAGGAAGGGAUGUCCUUGUGCUGCAGAGAGUGACAUCAUCCGCGACGUCGUCCUCCGAUCGCCCCUCCCCUACGUCGUCAGGGGGAGGAGCCAGAGAGGAGGGCGGAGACAAGAGGUAUGUGGUGGUGUCUGGAACGCCGCUGAAGAUUCUGGAACAUCUCCUGAGUGACCUGCGCUUGGAUGAGCAGAGAGGGGCACCAGAGAGCAGGGAAUCCGAGAUGCUCCUUGAUGACUUCCUGUUGACCUACCUGGUCUUCAUGUCCACCAAUGACCUCUGCCAGGCUCUACUAGGACACUAUAGCAGCAAGCGUAUCCGUGGGCAGGAAGAGGGGAAGGACGCCCUCUUCAGGAAGCGUAAGGUGCUGCAGCUGGUGUCUCACUGGAGCCGUCUAUAUAAGGACUUCCUGAAAGAGGAGGAGCAUGUGAAGAGCUUCAUGAAGGCUGACUUCUCCGUAGCUCCCUGCCAUGUUACCAUGGUAACCGGAGUUAUGAGUACUAUCAGGUGUGUGCUGGAGGAUCUGUAUGAGUUUCCCACCCUGGAAAAAGACCUAAAGGAGUUCCAGAAGCUUCUACGACGCAGACACACUGUGGACGACUGCCCUCCACAGCACAAGAGUAAGCCUCUGUUCCAGCAAUUGAGUUUGAAGGAGAACUGUCUUCAGCUCAGAAGCUCUGCGAGCGAGGCCAAGGAGGUGCUGUGCCGUGUGUGUGUGAGCAGUGACUCCUACCUGAGCGUGCACACACACCCCUCCCUGGAGGCACAGGAUCUGCUGAGGAUUGUGGGUCAGAGGAUGGAGAGACUGGAGGAGGAGAUGGUGCUGGUGGUAGCUGCACAAACUGGAGAGAAGCGAGUGUUGCAGCCCAGUGACUGUGUGUACUCUGAGUCUCUGACUCCACAGAGCAAACUGCAGGCCUGUUGGAGGGACCUCACUGAGAUCCUGGCUCCCCUGACAGACAGCGCAGAGUUGAGUCGGAGGACAGUGAGGCUGUUGGGAAUCAACACCUGGGACAUCGCUGCCUCUCUCACACACCUGGACUGGAGCCUCUUCAACUCCAUACACGAGCAAGAGCUGGUGUAUUACACUCUGAGCCGCGCUCCCGGCGGCGGCCACACGGCGGCACUGUCCAUGCUGAUGCAGCGCUGCAACGAGGUUCAGCAGUGGGUGAUGUCCGAGGUGCUGAUGUGUGUGUCGCUCAACAAACGUGUCCAGCUGCUCAAGAAGUUCAUCAAAAUCGCAGCACACUGUAAGGCCCAGAGGAACCUGAACUCGGCGUUCGCUAUCAUCAUGGGCCUCAACACCGCCGCAGUCAGUCGCCUCAACCAGACCUGGGAGAAAGUUCCUGGCAAGUUCAAGAAGCUCUUCUCUGAGCUGGAACUAAUCACAGACCCAUCCCUGAAUCACAAGGCUUACAGAGAAGCCUUCAAGAGAAUGAAGCCCCCCAAGAUCCCCUUCAUGCCUCUCCUACUGAAAGACAUCACCUUCAUCCACGAAGGAAACAAGACCUUCCACGACAACCUGGUCAACUUUGAGAAGCUGCACAUGAUCGCCGACACGGUUCGUCUGAUUCGCCACUGCCAAUCCGACCAACCAGGUAACGAGGUUGUCGGGGGUGACAGUGCGGAGGUGAGGGCGAGUGUUCACUACCUGCACAUUAUCGACAAUCAGCAGACACUCUUUGAGCUCUCGCACAAACUGGAGCCACGCGCCUGAACACGCAUACCAAACACAGAAACGCCACGUCACCCAGUGUGUGUGUGUGUGUGCGUGAAUGUGCCAACAAGAGACAGGAGAUGGAGCCAUGUACAGGAAAAUAAACACAACGCUCAACACGGGGCAAACGCAGUUACUACUGGAAAAACCAGAUCACCCCCGCUGGUGGAAAUAGAGAACUGCACUUGUUUGUGUCGGCUGUGCGAUGAAGGGAGCCAAUCAUGACCCCCGGCCACUCGACUAUGACAGUAUAGCCUAUCCAAGAGGACGCAUCUGACAGAUUCAUAACCCCCACGUCUGGGGUUAGAAAGGACUUAGAAGCCGCUUACACACUCUGCCAAAUGUGCACAAACCAUUAAGCUCUGAUUUAGCCAAACUCGCCAUUUGGGUGGAGUUUGUACAGUGUGUUACUUUGAUGUUUCCGUGCAACGACAACAAAAACUACUGUGUUUCUCCCGUUGUAUUUAAGAGUCUCUUCCACGGAUGGAAUUUACCCUGGACCUAGUUCCUUGCCAAUUUCCCGGUCGCCAUUUCAGGGUUCCGGUUAUAUGUUUACUUUUAUGGUAGAAUCUCACCCCACACCAGUGCACUUGAACCUUCUCUGUGCUAUGAUUCUGUAAUGUAAAUAGAUUUACAUUGUAUCGGUGUGCAAGCCAUUGGUGAACCAUUUUCCUGUAUGUUUCAGUGCUAAACAAUACAGAUCGGUUAGGGGGGGCAGGGUUUUGGCGACGCAGCACGGAGAACAAGCAGGGAAGCUCUGAGGUUAGCCACUGACCCCAGACCAGGCAUUCCUCAGAGCCUUGACAGUUGAGGUGUGGGUCCUGGUUGGGUGAUAUGACUCUGGGUCUGAGCUUAGGAUUCUGACUCUCCACAGCGGUUGGCAGGAGAGGCUUUGUCGCAGCUAGUUUCAGUGGCCAUGCCUUUUAAAUCUCUCUCACACACACACCCUCCCCCCCUCCCCCCCCCCAGCCAAUGUGAAACCCCCUGCUAUCUUAAAAUGAUAGACACAUAAAUAUCAUUUCUGGUCCCAGACCGUCUAAACAUGUUUUUUUUAGCCGGGACAUGCGGUGUCCCUCAGCAGAAUGUUCUGACCGUGACUGAUUUCAGGGUAGCGUGAUGAUACCCUGUCAACCACCAGUCCUCCGGGGGUUGCCAUGGAAACAGGGAUCAGUUUCCGAUAUUUCAUUUUUGAAAGGAUUUUUUUUUUUUUUUUUUUUUUUUAUCCCAGAAGGGAGAUGUGUUAAGAUGGUUCAUGCAGAACGGCACUGGAAUCGCCAAAGGCCUUCAUCCUAGCAACUCCCAGUCCUGUACUCCAUACUUAAGAUUACAUGGUAGGAACAGGUUUUUAAAAGAACCAGUUAUAUUGUCGACUGAAGGGAUACUGUUUCAACGCUUGUGACACAGAUUUCACUGUAUGACAUAAAAAAUACAGCCAUAUUAGAUUAUACCUAGCCAGCAAUGUUGGGGUUAUACUUCGUUUGAAACUGUCAGACCAUAGAGUGUUCGGAAGAUGUUCUGAGUUCUUAAGCGAUGCAACUCUGAGCUCAUCUUCUGAGUCGAUGGGCAACAGAAUGUCCUGCGUGCACACAACUUUAAGGAAGCCCAUUCUGUCAAUGUCAGAUGAUAUGGUUGCUGUUUACACUAUACUUGUACAAUGAUACACACACACACACAGCACUUUGAUGGUUAGCAGGGAACCACACUCCAGUGCUAUACUAGUUACUAUGACUGUAAAAUAUUUUGGUUAUUUAUGUUUUGCUAGAUAGGAAGAAUGUUUCUGGUUUGACGACGUGCCAUUUUCGACUCUUAACUGUAAUUAGAUUCUCCAGGGCAAUUGUGAUUUUGUAUCGAUAAAAUAUUGUUCGAGUUCUUACCGCUGGAAUGUAUAAGUAUUUGUCGUUCCCCUCUCUGGCCACUAGAGGUCUCCGGAGGAGAGCGAGUCAAGGUGAUGUCGAUGUUUGUUGCUGUCCUGUAACGUCAAAAGAUGGUGAAAACUAAAGAAGGGUGAAAAGGUGUUAUUGUGUUUUAAUUGCCAUAGUCAUGACGAUGUAGAGUUAUGUUGUAUGUUUGCAUGAUGUGACAAACCCCAUUGGCUCACAAUGCAAGAUGACACAGGCUUUGUAAUACUGUAAUUCCUUCGACUUAAAUACAUGCAUAUAUGUUUGAGAUGUACUUAUUUAUCUGUUUAAAAGACAAAAGGUAAACAAAAAGCAAUACGUGUCCCCAGGCCUCACCCCUUCUGCUAAAGCCACACGUCUUUUUUAAAGGAGCGUUUUCCUAUGUCAAAGUUUUACUGAAGAUGAAUAAAUUAUAAGUUUUAUGUGA